AAAUACUUCCCCCGCUCGUAUAAUUCCCGUCUCGAAACGUCCCCUUCGACCAAACGCCAUUAAGAACCCUAUUCUUUCUCCGGUGAAAUAAUGGCGAAAACCGGCGAUAAAACGGCAAAAAACGGCCAUAACCAGCCAAUGGAAUACGAAGAUUUGCUUCCUAUCAUGGCCGAAAAGCUGGAAGCCGAUGCUUUCAUGGCGGAGCUCUGCAACGGAUUCAAGCUUUUGGCUGACCCGGUGCAGGGUUUGAUAACAUUUGAGAGCUUGAAAAAGAAUUCUGCUCUUCUAGGCUUAGAUGGUCUUAGCGAUAAAGAACUCAUGGGCAUGGUUAGAGAGGGAGAUACGGACGGUGAUGGAGCUUUGAAUGAGCAAGAGUUUUGCGUUUUAAUGGUGAGAUUAAGCCCGGAUCUCAUGAGAGAGGCUCAAGGUUUGCUCGAAGAAGCUCUAAUCCAUGAGAUUCAGGGAGUUAUGGAGAGCUGAUUGGGUUUGUGCGGAGUACGAUUUCUCUACUCUCUCUUUCUUUCUCUCUCUAUGUGUUCUCUCUCUAUAUAACUGUGUAUUUGGGUGCUAUUGUAUUACAGCCCGGAAAAUUAGUAUUAAUUGACAUUGGGGUUGAUGAAUUUUGGACAAUUGUUAUUAUUAA
This is a messenger RNA of Amborella trichopoda, 643 nucleotides long. NCBI's taxonomy places the organism in Eukaryota, Viridiplantae, Streptophyta, Magnoliopsida, Amborellales, Amborellaceae. The record is from RefSeq and is a predicted model, not a curated record.